Molecule: messenger RNA, 3053 nt
Organism: Schistocerca cancellata (South American locust)
Lineage: Eukaryota; Metazoa; Arthropoda; Insecta; Orthoptera; Acrididae
Product: nucleolar transcription factor 1-A-like
Exons: 5
Coding region: 1854-3026 (390 amino acids)
Molecular function (GO): RNA binding
Source: RefSeq, a predicted model, not a curated record
AUGCCAGACCUACUCGGUGUGGAACCUGGCUGGCUUGCUUGACUUCGUGAACAGCAAGUCAUCCAAACCAACCAAUCUGCAAUCUUUCUCAAACGAUUUUAAAGAAACAAUUCGGUAAUAAACUCUCAUUCUCACACACCUUGUAGUUUAAUGAAUCAGCUUCAUGAUGAACUGCCUAUCAUUUCGUUAAUGGCCCUAGUUAUUGUUAGUUAUUUCUGUAGUGGGUAAACUACAGCAAGAAAUUCUUAGUUUGCAGUGAAAAAUAGGUUUUGCUAUGAAUUUGUGUUUGAUGCAUGUUAGGUUACAUGUUUUGGUGUGUGUUAAAUGUAGAUAAUAUAUUGAGUUAUUCUUUAAACUUGGAAGGAUGUGGAUGACUGUUUUCAGUCUUUAGAAAAUGGAAUGUAUGUAAAGUGUGCUCUCACGAACUCAUGAGUCAGUGAAAAAGCUAGAAUGAAAUAUUCAUAAAUUCCUCAUAUCUCAUAAAUGGUUUGAGAUACUGAAAUAGGAUUUUGGCAAAUGAUAGCACACAAGGACAAGACUGUUUUGCUGUAUGAUUAAAAUGCGCAACUUCCACAUCUACCAUGAUAUUCAACCAACUACAGAUUUUUUCAAUCAAAUAAUGUAAUUAUUUAGAGCCAUCAAUACUGGUGAAAUGAGAGCAUCUGUGGGGUUUGUAGCAAUGUAAAUGAAGAAGUUGUAAGGUUAUUUUUAUAAGAUGAGGCACGGGAGAUUUGCCUUAUAUUUCCAGUCUCCCACCACAUCAGAAAGUCCCACUGUCUGGCCACAUAGGAGCAUUCCUCUUGUAACUCAGUACCACCCAGGCCUGGAGCAACUGCAUUACACCGAGCGAGGUGGCGCAGUGGUUAGACACUGGACUCGCAUUCGGUAGGACGACGGUUCAAUCCCGCGUCCGGCCAUUCUGAUUAAAUUUUCCGUGAUUUCCCUAAAUCGCUCCAGGCAAAUGCCGGGAUGGUUCUUCCCUAAUCCGAUGAGACCGAUGACCUCGCUGUCUGGUCUCCUUCCCCAAACCAACCAACCAACUGCAUUACAUUCUCCACCAGGGUUUCGACUACCUCUUGUCGUGCCCUGAAAUGAGGAAGGACCUCAUGGCUGAUACCUCUGCAAUAGACCUAGAUGCAAGACUUGUCCUAUACAUCGUCCCAUCACAACCUACUUCAGUCUGGUCACAAACAUCACCUAUCCCAUCAAAAGCAGGGCUACUUUCGAAAUAAGUCAUGUGAUCUACUAUUUAAAUUGCAACCACUGUGCUGCAUUCUAUGUAGGCAUGACAACCGACAAGCUGUCUGUCCGCAUGAAUGGCCACUGACAAACUGUAGCCAAGAAACAAGUGGACCACCUUAUUGCUGAGCACACAGCCAAACAUGACAUCCUUCAUUUCAAUGGCUGCUUCACAGCCUGUGCCAUAUCGAUCCUUCUAACCAACACCAGCUUUUCAGGAAUUGCGCAGGUGGAAAUAUCCUACAUGCCUUUAACCCUCCUGACCUCGACCUUCAUUAGUCAUUGUCCUCUCUCAUCCAACCCCUUCUCUGUUCCCAUUCCAGCACUACACAGCCCUUAUUCCUCCAUUGCACUCAGUCUUUUUACUUCUCUCCUUUCCUGUAUCCCCCCACCUCCCGGCUUCACAUAUCUGCCCUACCCUCUUUCCACCUCAUCCCCUGUGCCCUCUCAAACAGCCUGUCACUGUCCGCCAUCCCACCCACUAUCCCUCCACCAUCCCAUCCCAGCCUCCUCCUUACCCCAACCAGUCGCCACUCCCAUUACGCACUAGUGCUGCUGCUUGCAGUGUGGCCUCCCUGAGACUGCGCAGUCAUGUGUCUGUGAGUUGUGUUUGCAUGAGUGUGUUCGUGUGUGUUUGUCAUGUAACUUUGACAAAGGCCUUACUGGUUGAAAGCUAUAUUUGUGACAGUCUUUUUGUUGUGCCUAUCUAUGACUCAGCAUCUCUGCUAUAUGACUCAAAAUAUAAUUUUACAUCAGUGAAUUCUAAACAAAGAAAUUUGGGCGAGUGUUUUGUAAAAAUGGCAGACACAAUCACAGAACUUGCAUACAAGAAGCUGUAUGUCAAAUUCCCCCAAAGGGUUCCAUCAGAGGAAAAAGUGAAGGCGCUGAGUCCACACAUUGUCCGUGUGUCUUAUCCCAGGCAAAAGAGUGCAAGGUUUUGUCAUAUAGUAUUGGAGAGCCAAUCUGUUGUUCCAGAAGUUCUGAAACAGUUGAACAAAAAAGAAUAUAAGAAUGGACAUCUCAGCGUGGAGCUGCCAAGAAAACUGAAAUAUAUAAAAAAUGAACAAAAACCUCCUAUUCAAGAAAAAAGUAAGACCUUAAAAGAGAACAAAAUUGGAAAUAAACACAAAGCAAAAAAUAAACUAUCCAUUGAUGAUAAUAGCAUUGUGCCUCAAACAGAAGUUGAAAGCUCACGCAUUACAGCUGGCAAACAUGUGAGGAGAAGAAGUGGGAAACCUGCAGCUGGUGGUGGCAAUGACCGAAGACUAUGGAUAAAGAAGUUGCCAUUUAAAACAGAAGACAAGGACCUUAUAGCUACUUUUCCUGGAUGCAUUUGGGCUAAGGUGUACAGAAGCAAAGCUUCAAAAUCCAGCCGUGCUAUAUGCAAGUUCACUACAGCACAGCAAGCUGCUGCUGUUGUAGCAGAUCCCAGUAAACACAAGUUCAAAGGAAAAGAGGUGGUUGUUGAAUUAGCUAAAAGUCAACAGCUAAGGGGAAGUGGGAUGAAGAAGAAGUAUGGACUGAAGAAUGAAAAUUCUGUAAUGAACAUAGUGGGAGAAACUCUUAAAACAGAAUCAAAAGUAGAAAGCGAAACUGACACUGAAUUGAAGGAAAAUGAAAAUAAUGGUGAUGAAUCUAUGGACACUGAUGAUGAUGAUGAUGAUGAUGAUGAUGAUGAUGAUGAUGAUGAUGAUGAGAGUGACGACGACGACGAUGGUGGUGAUACGUUGGAGAGUGGUGAUUCCACUGGUGAUCUUGAUGUAAAUAGCUCUGAGAAUGAUGAUUAAAAUAAAUAGAUAAUUUGCUGUGCAUUA